CAUGUGGGUCUCUACACUGAGCGCUACACGCACGUUUAGAUGUUUGUGUUUAUUUUAUUUUAGUGUUGUUUUAAUAUGUCCGACUCAUAGCUAGUUAACCUAGGUUUGUAGAUUACGUUUUUUUUCUAUUUAGCUUGAUGCUAAUGCUGCUAUUUUGUUCCGCGCAUAAGAAAUUAAGCAGUUAGAUAAUCAGAAGCCGUGAUAAAUGCUGAUAGAUAACUAGGUUAGAUAGGUUAGCUAGCUUAGCUAGAUGUAGACUAAAUACUUUAACUAAGAUAAUUUAGCGGAUCACUGUCAUCCCCUUCCUUCCUCCACAGGUUUUUUUGUUGCUCAGUGUUGAUGAUGGUUAAUUAUGGGAAAUUUCAGGCUGUUCCCAUAGCUGAUAUAUUUUUCCACCACGGUGUAUUAGACGAGAUGACCAUACACUGCCUGUGUUCCAGAGCUUUUGUCAAUGAUCGAGAACUGUAUCGGUCUGAUUUUAGAUCCCUGCAGGCUCUAACAGACAGCAGACAGAAUGAUUUAACAGACAAUGUUGAGGAUGUUGAUGAUGAGGGAUAUAGCCACUCUGAAGAUGAGGAGGAUGUGGAAAUGGAUGAAGAGAUGCUCCUUAUGGCAAGUUUGGGUCUGCCGGUAGCGUUUGCCAGCUCAUCUGCGCAGAGGAAAGCGAACAAGUGGACUGGCUACUCUCCGCACAGAGGGACAAAGAAAAUUAGCGAUGACCACGAUGAGAUGCUCUCUGACCAGCAGGAGCCACAGCUGGAGGCAAGAUUGGAGCCUCAGCUGGAGCCAGUCUCCGAUAAGAGAGAUCAGGAGGAGGAAAAAGAGGAGGAACAGGUUCUUACAGAGAUGCUGCAAGAAACCCCUGCUGACCCAGAGUCUGCUGUCUCUGAGGAACCAUGGCAGAAGUACUGGCAGCUGCAUGGAGAGAGCCUGCUGUGGGCUGGUUGGGUGGAGAAACACCCCCAGUUCUCUAGUGAGGAGGCUGUGGCUCCAUGGGACUGUCCCGAGUGGAAGGAGGCCUGGGACGAGCACAGCAGCCAGGCAUACCUCUGUUACUGGGAGCAGUUCCACUACUGGGCUGCUCAGGGCUGGACUGCAGAUGAGUCCUGCAGUUUGACUGAAGCUGCUGAUGAUUCUGUUUGUGAUAAUGGACAGCAUGAACUGUGUGGCGGAAAAGAACUGGAGCUAGAAAAGAAUGAGCCGUCCUCUGACUGUGGGGAUCAGACCUCAGGGAUGCUAGAGUGUGCACCAGAAGUAAGUUCCCCCAACAUUGCUGAACGUUUUGAUGCUCUAAACAUACAAACAAGUGAAUGUGAUCUUAACGACAGCCGGCAGAGCUUGGAUUGUUAUUGCGCAGAUGAACCCAGUGAUGGCGGUGACCGGAAAAGGCUAUCAUCCUCAGGCAACGUCAGCAGAGAUGAGGACAAUAAGAAACCAGACUGUAAAUCUACAACUAAUCAAAAUGACCAGCCACGGAGGAGUGAAUCUAACGAAGGAGAUGAGAGUGAUGACGAUGAUCCACCAAAUGGGAGAAGAGCAAAAAUGAAAAGAAGCCAUGAGCUGGAUGUUGAGGAGCUCGCUCAGAUGCCUGCAGAGGAGGCGUGGGAAACUCUAGGCCUCAAACGUGGCCCACAGCUCAAGUUCACGAGCGUUCUGAAGUUCCGUCAGACUCCAGGCCGGCGCUGGGGCAGUCAGAGCGGAGCAGGCUGGAGACCCUCAGGACGGAAAGCUGCCUGUAAGAUCAACAAACACAUUUUCUUCACUGAGGAUGGAGAGACCACAGAGCCCAAGAUCAGCCAAACUCUGCAGAAAGUACAGAGUUUUCUACACAAAGUCCAAACUGAACCUAAGACCAGCACAGAGAAAACAACGACAACCACAUUGGAAACCCCACCUUCACAGGCCAGACUAAUCACAGAGGAUGAACAUGGCUCUACACGUGCACAGGAAGAGUGUAAGGAGACUCAGGAUCCUAGCUCAGGGUCUGGAGAGCAUGUUUAUGAACAGCCUGUAUUCCAAACAGAACCAGACCUAGAACCAGAGCAGGAUAGUGAUACUGACCCCAGGAGGGAGCUUCAGCCACUGGACAUACCAGACUACCUUCUGCCUGAUGCUCCAGAGGGCACUGAAGAAGAUAAAGCUACAUCCUCCAAGAAGAAGAAAAAGAAGAAGGCGAGAAGGAGACAGAGGAAAGAUGUGGAGGUGCCUCCUGAGAUUGCAGCAGAGCCAGAGCUGGCCAAGUACUGGGCACAGCGCUACCGUCUGUUUUCUCGCUUCGAUGAGGGCGUUAAACUGGACCAUGAGGGAUGGUUUUCUGUCACUCCUGAGAAGAUAGCCGAGCACAUCGCUCAGAGAGUGCAGGAAACUUCAGGCCUGCAGCUCAUCGUCGAUGCCUUCUGUGGUGUUGGUGGAAACGCCAUUCAGUUCGCCCUCACUGGGAAAAGAGUGAUAGCUGUUGAUAUCGACCCAGUGCGGUUGGCGCUGGCCCAGCACAACGCGGAGGUGUAUGGAGUGGCCCAGCUCAUCGACUUCAUCCAGGGGGACUUCCUGCAGGUAGCCCCACGCCUGCGGGCUGAUGUGGUCUUCCUCAGCCCCCCGUGGGGAGGCCCGGAGUAUCUCAGCGCUGACGUCUUCGACAUCAAGACCAUGAUGAGCCCUGAUGGAUUUGAAAUUUUCAGGCUGUCCAGAAUGAUUUCGGAAAACAUUGUGUAUUUUCUCCCUCGGAACGCUGAUAUGGAGCAGAUUGCAGCUCUGGCAGGCCCUGGUGGGAAAGUGGAAGUGGAGCAGAACUUUCUCAAUAACAAACUCAAAACUAUAACUGCAUACUUCGGCAGUUUGAUAAAGUCAGAUUCUUAGUUUCGGUAUUAUUAUUUUAACUCCCUCUCCUUUUGUACUUUAUACACAGUUCUAAUAAUGUUCAGUGGAUUCUGUACUAUAAUGUACUAUAAUGUGUCUUUCUGUAUGUUUUAUCCUACCAUCCUUUUUUUUUACAAGUUAUACCUGCCAUGUUUGUAAAGGGAAUUGUUUGUUUAUUUGUUUUUUUAAUAAAUUAAAGUUCAUGUCCUUU
Molecule: messenger RNA, 3067 nt
Organism: Astyanax mexicanus (Mexican tetra)
Lineage: Eukaryota; Metazoa; Chordata; Actinopteri; Characiformes; Acestrorhamphidae
Gene: tgs1
Product: trimethylguanosine synthase 1
Exons: 13
Coding region: 340-2856 (838 amino acids)
Biological process (GO): 7-methylguanosine RNA capping; 7-methylguanosine cap hypermethylation
Cellular component (GO): nucleus
Molecular function (GO): RNA cap trimethylguanosine synthase activity
Source: RefSeq, a predicted model, not a curated record